Pantherophis guttatus is the source of this 933-nucleotide messenger RNA. RefSeq names its product olfactory receptor 4Q3-like. The record is from RefSeq and is a predicted model, not a curated record. Gene Ontology annotation, biological process: G protein-coupled receptor signaling pathway. Gene Ontology annotation, cellular component: membrane. NCBI's taxonomy places the organism in Eukaryota, Metazoa, Chordata, Lepidosauria, Squamata, Colubridae. Gene Ontology annotation, molecular function: G protein-coupled receptor activity; olfactory receptor activity.
AUGAAUGCCUCCAGAGUUGCUGAAUUCACCUUCUUGGGUCUUUCCAGAUCUCGACCCAUCCAACUCCUUCUAUCUGUCUUGGUCGUGCUAUGUUAUGCUGCCACGCUGUUGGGUAACAUUCUCAUAAUAUUGACAGUGUAUAUAGAUCCACACCUUCUGAAGUCACCCAUGUAUUUUUUCUUAGCUAAUUUAUCCAUCAUCGAUACUGCUUUGGGUUCAGUGGUUGUUCCCAAGGUCGCAACAGACCUGAUCACCUAUAGCAGGACCAUCUCAUUUGCGGGCUGUAUGUCCCAGAUCUUUUUCCUACACUUCCUUGGAGGUUCAGAGAUGCUCCUCCUUACCCUCAUGGCCUAUGAUCGCUAUGUGGCCAUUUGCCACCCACUGACAUACACAACCACAAUGAACCGUCCAUGCUGCAUUAGACUGUUGUGUUUCUGUUGGGCUGGAGGACUCCUUCACUCUGGCAGCCAGGUGUUCUUAGUUCUGCGAUUGCCAUUCUGUGGGCCAAAUGAAGUGGACAAUUUCUUUUGUGAUGUUCCACAGAUUGUUAAACUGGCUUGUGUAGAUAUUCGAGUGACUGAGAUACUCAUGGUGGCCAAUAGUGGUCUGCUGUCUCUGGUGUGCUUCAUUAUCUUGCUGAUCUCAUAUGCCAUCAUCUUGACCACACUUCAAGGACAUUUCAGAGAGAGCCAGAUCAAGGCUAACUCGACUUGUACAUCUCAUAUCAUGAUAGUAACCUUGAGUUUUGGUCCUUGCAUCUAUAUUUAUCCCCAUCCCUUCUACAGCUUUCCAUUGGAUAAAGCAGCUUCUGUUCUCUACACAGUCACCACACCUGUCCUGAAUCCCUUCAUUUAUACCCUGAGGAACCAAGUUUUCAAAGUGGCUUUGGAAAAGCUCAAGGGAAGACAAGGAAAAUUUACUCUAUGUCUCUAG